CUACGGUCACAGCGCUUUCAUUGGCCACCCGACAUUGGCGGCAAAAUGAAAAGCUUCAAAUGAAAAGCAAGUCUUAACCAAAUAUUCGACAUCAGGCAUCCAAGAAAGCUUCACCAAAUUAUGUAACUCUCAAUGGAAUCCGAUGAUUUCUAGAAAAAUCAAAAAUACCAUUUGAUGGUGAAGGUUUUGAUACAAGAAGGGAGACAUUGUCACAAAACAUGUCCUCUAAAAGAUGUGCAACAGCUACAACACACCAUAGUCAUGAACGCAUUAUAGCUGAUGCAGUUGAAACUCAUGAAAGUUCAGCUAGUGAUAGUCCCCAUCGUCCAUCACCAGAAAAGAAUUGUUGAAGCAGAUACACAUCUCACUAUUAUAAGAUAAUAUGUGAUUGAGUUUAAAUGGUGAUUGCUGACUAUGGUGAAUUAAAAACAUGUUGUCUACCUAGCUUCUCGCCCAAAGAAAAGAGGUUGUGGUCAAACGAUGGGAAAGGGAAUUAUGAGAGCAUUUGGGGCUUCUAAGACAAAAAUGAAGAUAACUAUGGAUCCAUCAAUCGGAAGACCAAAAGAUGGAGAAGAAUCGGCAAAGACUUCAAGUUAAAUUGGUAUAGUUGCUUGUGAUUUACUUCCUGUGCCAAGAAGGUGGAAUGAAGUUGAUCAGGAGAAUGGGCUUAAACCUAGAUUUGAUCAUCCAAGAAGGUGGAAUGAAGUUGAUCGGGAGAAUGGGCUCAAACUGGGAUUUGAUCAUAUUCAGUCUCUGCAGGAAUUGAGUGGGGAUUCUUGUGAUAGGAUUGAGCUUUAUAAACGCACUCAUUAUUCAGAGAAGAAAGGCUGGUCAUCCAAAGUGGCAGAAGAAAAUUGAGAAAUGAUGAAAAAGAAACAACAACCGUUCAAAGAAGAAAGAAUUGAAAAGAGUACAAAUGAGAUAGUUCUUGAGGUUCUUGGCCAUGGGUCUGGCUACAGUAAAAGUCUUGGUUAUGGUCCUAAACCUACAAGUAGACGCAACAACGCUAAUUCUUUUAUGACCGAGCAACUCCAAAAACAACUUCAUGAAACAAAACAAAAACUACACAUUUCUGAAUCACAAGUUGGCGAGCUUAAGACUAAGUACAAGAUACUGAUAAAUGUGGAAAAACUCAUGGCAUUUAUGGCUACUCAAGGAGUGACCUUAUAAUCACUGCUAUUGGUUUCACAACCAAACUCUUUUUUUAGUUUUUUUGUUUUUGUCAUCUAAAAACUUCCGGUUAAGUGUUUUGCGCAAUAAAUUUCAUCCGAAUAUGAGAAUGAGU
Messenger RNA from Cuscuta epithymum, 1285 nucleotides. The record is from the annotation of a GenBank genome assembly. NCBI's taxonomy places the organism in Eukaryota, Viridiplantae, Streptophyta, Magnoliopsida, Solanales, Convolvulaceae.